UUGAGAAGCAUGGGUUUAAUAACCAAUGGAAAAUGAAAAGACCGAACUAGAAAUCGAAACGUAUGGAUUAUAUAUAUUAGAGAUUUUUCCUAGAGUGGAAGCUAGGGCAUGAGAAGGGUUCUAAGGAAAAAAAAGUUUGCUAGGAUUGAGCUAUUUUGAGGAUAUGGCUGGAGAUGUACCUCCUGAAACCGAUAAGGAAUCUGCUGAGAAUAGUGCGAACGGGAAUCAAAUGUUAGCUGAAGCCAUUCGGAAAAUGACUGAGAGUUUGCUUGCUAAUAAGGGAAGCACAUCAGGUCCACAGGUACGUGAUGAUUUUAAGGUGAUGGAUGAAUUCCAUAAGUAUAAGCCAGCACCGUUUAAGGGUUCACCAAAUCCUUUGGAUGCCGAGAACUGGUUACUAGAAAUGGAGAAACGAAUGGAAUUGCUUGAGGUAGAGGAUCGUCUUCGAGUUAAAAUUGCUAUGUAUUACCUUAAAGAUGCUGCUGGUCAUUGGUGGACAGUGACUAAAACCAAGGAAGGUAUGCAGAACCUUACUUGGAAUGAAUUUAAGGAACUUUUCCUCCAAAAGUGCUUUCCGGUGGCUUUGAAAAAUGCCAAAAUUUUGGAGUUUAUACAGUUGGAUCAGGAGAAGGAGGGCUUGUCCAUUUUGGAGUAUGAUAUGAGGUUCGAGGAGCUAUCUCGGUAUGCUACUGAUAUGGUGAAAACUGAGCACUUGAAGGCAAUUAAGUACCAAAAGGGGCUGCUGCCAGAUAUUCGUUUCAAGCUUGCACAACAAAUGCUCACGAGUCGUAAUGAAAUAUUUGAGAGGGAAUUGAUUAUUGAGGUUGCCUACAAAGAGUUUCGAGAAGGGAAGGAUCGAAAGAGAAGUAACUUUAACAACAGAAAGGAGCCUCCUAAGAAGCUAAGGCCAGAAAAUGCACCGAAGAGUGGAUACGAAGUGGUUCACAGCAAUAAUGUGCAAGAAAGGACUUGUUAUGAGUGCCGCAAGCCUGGACAUCUUCGUAGGAAUUUACCUCUUCUUAACGGACAAAGUUUCGACACGGUAAUCGUGGUAACAACGCUCCACACAACAGGCCUAAUCAAGCGAGACCAGCGUCACCGACUAAUCAACAAAGAAAGGCGUUUGCAACAGUAG
Papaver somniferum (opium poppy) is the source of this 1135-nucleotide messenger RNA. RefSeq lists its product as uncharacterized. NCBI's taxonomy places the organism in Eukaryota, Viridiplantae, Streptophyta, Magnoliopsida, Ranunculales, Papaveraceae. The coding region runs from base 164 to 1135 and encodes 323 amino acids. The record is from RefSeq and is a predicted model, not a curated record. The transcript has 2 exons.